Messenger RNA from Paramecium sonneborni, 1457 nucleotides. Lineage: Eukaryota; Ciliophora; Oligohymenophorea; Peniculida; Parameciidae. The record is from the annotation of a GenBank genome assembly.
AAAAUGCAACGAGGACAACCAACAACACUCAAAGACAAUUUUGCUAAGAUUGUUAUUCCUAAAUAAUCAUCUCAACCUAACAUUAAUCCAGAAUAUAACAAUUUCUUUCAUAUUCCUCCAAAAUUUUAGCAGUAGCGUUUAACUAUUAAAUAAACUGUGACAACUUCAAAAUCUAUAGAAGAGAAACGUUAUAAACAACAUAAAAACAAUAUUUCGGAAAAUACUAAUAAUCGUACAAAUAGCAGUUCCAAAAGUCGUAUACUUGGAACAAUGUAAAUUGAAGAUGAUUCAUCAUAAAGUUCUUAAAAUGUUUUAAAACUUAAAAAAAUAGUGGGUGAUACUCAUUUAAUUCCAGCUAACAUUCUUCAACAAUUGUAAUCCUAAUUUCAUUAUAUAGAUCUAAAUAGAAUCAAAAUACUAAUCUCACCAGUGAUUCUUAAAGUCCUGGAUAAAGAAAACCUAUACAGAAAAAUAAUGAACUUUAUAAUCUUAAUACCUAAAUUCAAUCAAUCAUUAUCAAAAAAAAAUAUCAUUCCAAAUGGGAAAUUUAUAAAGAAUUAUUGUUAAAAUAAUGUAAUCUAUUAAAUGUAUACAAACAUUAAUUUAUUUAAUCUACUUCAUUAAAUGAUAUAUCUAUUAGAAUCAUUAAUAGUUUAUUCGAGAUGAUGAAUAAUAUAUCAAUUGAAAUAUUAUGUGAAUAAGAAUCUAAAUUCAAUGAAAUUAUUGAUAAAGUCAAUCAUGAAAAAGAAAUUUACUUAAAUAAUUAUAAAAUUAUUGAAAAAGAAAGAGAUGUUUUAAUUGAUACUCUCAAUCAACUUAAAUCACCUAAAUAAUCAACUAAUACUAAUUAAAUUGAUAGUAUGGAUACUAUAUAAUUAAAAGAAAUGUAGAAUGCUAUGCAAAUUAAAUUGUAGCAAAUGAGUGAUAAAGAAGCUAAACUAAUUAAAUUGGUUUUAGCUAUCAAAAGAAGUGGAAUUGAUAUUGAAAAAAUAUAUAAUGAAGAAGUUCUUAAUGAUGAUAGUCUACUUGAAUCUAAUAAUUAAUAACUUUUAAUUAAACAUUAUCAUUUUGAUAAAAAUGAACAUGAUGCUGAUAAUUCUGUUGUUAAUGAUUCUGAUGAAUCCAGUUUUUGCUUUCUUAAUAAAUUUGAAAAUGAUUCUAUUAUAGAAAGUGUAAGAUAAUUUUAAUAUAAAAACAUCACUAAUCUCGAAGCUAAAACCAAUAAUGUAAAACUUAAAUUAGAUCUAUCGAAUAUAUAAUCAAAAACAUAAACUACUCAAAUAAAAUUGUAAAAUAAUAAUAAAACAUAAUCAACAUAAAUAAAUUAGUAAAAGCUUAAAUAACCUGAAAAUUAAGUUACUUCUGGUUUUCAUUAAGAAAUUAUUCAAAAAUUAAAUGAAUUUUCUGAAAGUUGGAGAAUUUAAUCAUUAAAAGAUGAAAAAAGAACUAAAUCUUGA